Molecule: messenger RNA, 3120 nt
Organism: Larimichthys crocea (large yellow croaker)
Lineage: Eukaryota; Metazoa; Chordata; Actinopteri; Sciaenidae
Gene: mchr2b
Product: melanin concentrating hormone receptor 2b
Exons: 2
Coding region: 239-1279 (346 amino acids)
Biological process (GO): neuropeptide signaling pathway
Cellular component (GO): neuron projection; plasma membrane
Molecular function (GO): neuropeptide binding; G protein-coupled receptor activity
Source: RefSeq, a predicted model, not a curated record
UAGUUUGCUUCCUGAGAUAAACAUGUUCCAGGGGCCAUCCACUGUCCACAUAAAAAGACUUGAUUAGAUUCUACAUUUUCCUGUUUCUAAUCACAUAUCCUACAGUUAGGGGAAUCCAGGACGGGACGAACUUCAGCUGCGCUCUUGGAGAGUUUGGAGACCAGACGCCGGCUGUUCACCGCCCGGUGCGCGCGUUAAUUACAGCCACAACUGAGGCGAUUAUUAAGAGGAUCUGAAGAUGAACAACACGGACAUAUUUUGCAAAAACAACCAAACUCUGAACUUUACUGACCCGGCAUGUUCCAACUCAACCUCAAAAUCUUACAGCCACGUCGACAUCACCACUUUCAUGCACAUAUUUCCAACCAUUUAUGGCAUCCUGUGUUCGGUUGGAGUUAUAGCCAACGGACUGGUGAUCUACGCUGUGAAAGCAUGCAAGAAGAAAAUGGUAUCGGACAUCUACGUGUUGAACUUGGCAAUAGCCGACAUGCUGUUCUUGCUUGUGAUGCCUUUCAACAUUCACCAGCUGGUCAGAGACAGACAGUGGGUCUUCGGAAACUUUAUGUGUAAAGCGGUUGUGGUGGUGGAUGUGAGCAACCAGUUCACCACAGUGGGAAUUGUGACUGUGUUGUGCAUUGACAGGUACAUCGCUAUUGUCCACCCCACCUCGGAGAAGAGGACAAUCCAGUGGACUGUCAUCAUUAACCUGUUGGUGUGGCUGGGCAGCUUCCUCCUCACCGUCCCGGUCAUGCUGUAUGCCAAGGUUGUGCGCAGAGGUCAUUUGGAGGUGUGUAUGAUGUACCUGGACGGGCCUGAGGACAUGUACUGGUACACUCUCUACCAGUCCAUCCUGGGCUUCAUCAUCCCUCUCAUCAUCAUCAGCACCUUCUACUCCCUCACCCUGUACCAUGUCUUCAGCUCCAUCCGUCGGGUCAAACGUAAGCAAUCUGUUUGGGCUAAAAGAGCCACCAAAAUGGUCCUGAUGGUUAUCGCUCUGUUCCUGAUCUGCUGGUCGCCCUACCACGUCAUUCAGGUGGUCAACCUGACCAACAACAACCCCACUGUUGCCUUUGUGUACGCCUAUAACAUCAGCAUCUGCCUCAGCUAUUCCCACAGCUGCAUCAACCCACUCAUGUUGCUCAUCUUCGCUCAGAAUUACCGCGAGCGUCUUUGCCACAGAAACAAGCUGUUCAGCUCCCACUUAUCCAAGAUCACGGUGGUCAAAACGGAUGGUUCCAGUACCACCAAUGAUCCCAACUACCGCUGUACAGUCAUCUGAUAAGAAAUAUAUAAUAUUUCUAGAUAUAUAUAUAUAUAUAUGCACAUGUAAAUGUGAAUGGUGUUGCCUUGUGAAUAUUUUUCAGCUCUUUCAAGUAAAUAAGUCGGAAAAUGACGCUGUACAAAAAACUGGGUGUGAAACUUGAGCGGCAAUAUCAGUUUGACUGAAAAAGAAAAGUAACAUAGAAGUAAUGUCAAAGAUUUUGACAUCUGCAGUGCAAUACUGACUGACUCAAUCGCAGUCACAUGUAAUCAUGCCUCAAAAUAACAACCACCUCCUUCUGCUGAUGAAACCAGUGUCUGUCCACACGCCAGCUGCAGAACAAACUCUUCCCUGCAAGAAAGGGGGGCUCUGCUUUUCCCCUUCAGUCCUCCACGACCAUCUCUCUUUACUCAUACUUGAAGGAUGAACUUCCAUUUCACACAUCCACCCUCGUCUGAUGACUUGUUCUGAUUAUUAUGAUUAUUAUAUUAAGUGUUCAUCUACCUAGCACUUCGCCUCUUUUGAUUGACUGUUAUUGCAAACAGCAGAGAGGACAGUUAUUAUUACUUUUAUACACCUCACACACUUAAGAUCAACCUGCUUGCUCCACUCUUUCAUCUGCUUCAUUCAUUUACAUAACUUUCUUCUCUAUGCCUGCUUAUGUAUUUAUUAACCCAUCCCCAUUUGUCCUUUCCUCGUUCAGUGACGGAUUAAAUGUCCUUUUUUUGGUCUCAUUCUUUUAUCUUUCAAAAUAUUUAUUUUCUCAAUAUUUUCCCAGUUAUGGGUAAUAAGUUUAAGGAGAUUAUCCCCCAUUGUUGGCAAGGAGGCAGCACCUCUGGCUCAGCCGUUGUUUCCUCAGGGGGGAUUGUUGUAGUCUGUCCUGGCAGAUCCUGAAAGUUGUCUUAAGUAUCUGCAAGAGGCCAGCACUCUCCCAGGGGUCUAUGUACAGCCCUAAGCAAACCACAGUAAUAAAUAAUUGUGUGACUAGCGGUUCCAACCCACCUGACCUUUACAUGAGCUUUUGUACCCUGUACUGUCGCCAGAGGUGUCUUUUUUAUUUAGUCAACUUUAGUUUAUUUAUUAUUAUUUUAUUCUGUUUUUUAGUGUAUUUGCUCAUCCUUCCUUCUCUUUGCAUCUUCUUCUUUUCUUUUUCAUCAUAAAUGCACACACAUACAUGUUUUGUCCUGCAUAACCUCUCUUAGCGACUUUAACUGCCUUGCAUAUAUUAUCUUUAUUACCAUCAUCAUGAUAUCUAUAGUUUUAUUGUUUUUAUUUGAACGUAUUAAUUUAUUUUGAAUCGUUUCCUUCUUUUUGAAAAUGUUAUACGUGUUGCUUUUUCACCUUGUAUACUCCUUUCUAUGUAUUUUAUGUCUCUAUGUUCUGUCCCUUUGCACCAAAAAAACAACAACAAAAACAAAGGUAGUCAACAGAAACUCGAAGGCAAAAGCCACAACAUCUACUGCUCGGAGGGAGGAGAGGGACACUAAAAAGGAAGGCAACUAUCUCUGAGCUAAAACUAGAGGGAAUAUCAGCACUGACUUUCAAAGAUGCACAGAUGAGAAGGGACGCUGAGGAGCGACUCAGAUGUGGCUCUUUCUUUUCUCUUUUUCUUGUUUUCUUUUGGACUAGAAGCUUUCAUUAACUUCAUCAACCACAGGCUACAUCCAGUGUUAUGUUAGUGACAGCACUGGAGUGCAGCCUUUGGGUCACUUUCACUGACAAACAUUAACAGAUUCAAGUGUGAAAUGUGUUUUCCACCAUCUGUCUUACAGCUUUCUGAGGGCUUGUGAUAUAUUUUCCACUUCAUAGCUGUAGGUGUUGUUGUUUGAUGAAAAAUAUUAGCUUUGCACAUCAUGACA